Xiphias gladius (swordfish) is the source of this 1590-nucleotide messenger RNA. RefSeq names its product solute carrier family 22 member 7-like. Gene Ontology annotation, molecular function: transmembrane transporter activity. The transcript has 9 exons. The record is from RefSeq and is a predicted model, not a curated record. Bases 1 to 1590 code for a protein of 529 amino acids. Gene Ontology annotation, biological process: transmembrane transport. Gene Ontology annotation, cellular component: membrane. Lineage: Eukaryota; Metazoa; Chordata; Actinopteri; Istiophoriformes; Xiphiidae.
AUGAGGUUUGAAAACAUUCUUGCUGAUAUUAAUGGAUUUGGAAGAUUUCAGAUAAUGAUCAUUGUGAUCAGCUUCAUUGGUCGCUUCACACUGCCCUGCCACUUCAUGCUAAACAACUUCAUAGCCGCUGUUCCCCCUCACCACUGCGACAUCGGCUCUCUGGACGAUGGAGGUAUUUUUAAGAAUCUAUCGGCGGAAGAGAGGCUUGUUGUUGGCAUUCCAGUCCAGGAGGAUGGGACUCCGAGCUCCUGUCACAUGUUCACAGAGCCUCAGUAUCAUCUGCUGCUCAACUACUCCAACAUUACUGACCUACCCACAGUGCCGUGCCAGAAUGGAUGGGUGUACGAUAACACCACCUUCAAAUCUACUCUGACUUCAGAGUGGGACCUGGUGUGUGAUCGAAAAGGAAGAAACAAAGCAACUGCUACCAUCUUCUUCAUUGGAGUGAUGUUUGGAGCUGUGACCUUUGGAAGUUUAAGUGACAGGUAUCACAGCUAUUUGUUUGGCCGAAGGAUCAUGCUGCUUGUGUCCUACACGUCUGGAAUGCUGUUUGCUGUUGCAAGUGCUUUUUCUUCUUCCUAUUUGAUGUUCGCAGCGCUGAGGUUCUUCACUGGGUUUUGCAUCACUGGCAUCGUCAUUGUUUCUUCAGUCCUCGGUGUGGAGUGGGUGGACGUUGAGCACAGGAAAAUGGUUGGAGUGGUAGACAGCUUAUCAUGGACAUUUGGGAACACAGCAUUUGCUGCCAUUGCCUACUUUGUGACUGACUGGCGGUGGCUGAUUGUCAGUGUCACAUCACCUCUUAUCUUGGCCAUUGUCACCUGGAGGUGGAUGCCAGAGUCGGCUAGGUGGCUCAUUGCCAAUGGAAAGCUGGAGCAAGCUCAGAUGUAUUUGAAAAAAUGUGCCAUGAUGAACCGAACAGAGGACUUAAUUCACACGCUCAAAACAGAGACACUAUCCACUAUUGUGACAGAGAAAAGAGACCGGAACUAUUCUUACCUCGAUCUGAUACGAACACCCAAGAUGAGGAAACUGGCCCUGUGUACUGGUACCCUGUGGUUUUGUGUGGCAACUACAUUUUAUGGCAUCAGCUUCAACAUCACUGGCUUUGGGCUCAGUAUCUAUCUCACUCAGUUUACCUAUGCUUUAAUUGAGCUCCCAGCCAAAAUAAUAGUUUACUACUUACUGGAUAAGAUCGGCAGGCGACGCAUUGAGGUGGGAUCUCUGCUUUUGGCUGGCAUCUGUCUGGGAGUCAACAUUGUGUUACCUAAAGAUAUGUCUGUUGUCAGGACAGUGGUCGCAAUCAUCGGAAAAGGGUUUUCUUCAGCAUCCUUUACAACUCUUGUGCUCUACAGCUCUGAGCUCUAUCCCACUGUAGUAAGGCAGAAUGGUAUGGGCUACAACUCCUUCAUGGCUCGACUUGGUGUAGCUGUGACUCCUCUGAUCCUUUUACUGGAUGACGUCUGGAAGGCGCUGCCCCAAGUUAUCCUGUGCGCCGCGGCUGUACUGGGGGGAAUAGUGGCAAGAAUGCUGUCAGAGACACGCAACAGGAGCCUGCCAGAGACCAUAGAAGAUGUCGAACAGCAGUGGUAG